Messenger RNA from Diabrotica balteata, 5340 nucleotides. The record is from the annotation of a GenBank genome assembly. Lineage: Eukaryota; Metazoa; Arthropoda; Insecta; Coleoptera; Chrysomelidae.
GACGAACUUUUAAAUUUUGUGUUUGUAUUGAGUGUUUGUAUUGUUAUUUGGUUUUUAAAUUAACUCUGACUGUUUUAAUAAUAUAUAUUUAUAUUGUCGACAAUAAAAUGUAAUUUUACUAUAGAUUUGCCAUGAGCUCAGAUAGAUUAAGUUUUAAUUGUAAAGGUACUGUAAAAGUAAAAUGGAAAAAUCGUUCGCACAGAUCCGAAAAGAGCUUAACGAAUUAGGAUAUACUGAAACCUUAAGACCAGAAUGUUUGCCAUUAGUUCGAAGGCUUCUUGGCGAUCUAAUUAUUACCACAGACAGUCUAAGGAAGUACAUGAAAAUCUCCCAACAAGCCUUAGAAGAAAGGGAUACUUUACAAUUAGGAGCUGAGCCAUAUAAAUGUGAUAAUGCAAAACUUGUGAAGGAAUGCAAUGAGUUACAUCUAGCUUUCAUACAGUUUAAAGAAGAACAUGAAAAAGUUCAAAGAGAUUUAAGAACUAAAAUAUUAUCAUUAGAAAACCAGGUUACAGAUUGUGGUAUUGAGAAACAAAAACUUAUAGAUAAAUUGAAAGAACUACAAUCUGAUUUUAAAAGUCCAUCAACAACAAAGAGAGGUCACACAAAUUACAAAUUUCAGGCACAGUCUCCCAAAUUAAAGUCAAAACAAGAAGCAGAACAAAACAGACAAUUCCAACUAAGCACUGCCAUGGCUACAGCUGAUUCUAGAAUAGCCUAUCUUAGUCAAGAGAUUAAAAAAUUAAAAGAAGAACAGCUGCAUCUUUUAAAAAACAAUGAUUAUUUAAAUUCACAGCUAGAAAAUCGCAAUCAAGAAAUAAAAAGGCUGAAUACACUUAUGGAAGGAGGUAGACCAGCAAAAGCAAUAAGUAGAGAUUGUUGCUAUAAAAAUAUUGACAAUAAAAUUGGAUCUCUACAAGAUGAGAUAAAUACGUUGAAAAGAGAAAGAAAUACACUUCAAAAUCAACUGACAGAAGCCUUAGCGAGGCAGCAUGAGGCUAUGCGACGAGCUCUUACUUUAGCAGAGAGAAACAAACUUUUAGAAGACGAGAUGAAAAACAUUGACCAAAUAGCACUGACAGUGGAAGCUCAGUGCAAUGAUACAGUGAAGACGAAUAUUGAAAAAGUGUCACGAUUGCAGGAUCGAAUGAACGAAUCAGUAGUAACAGUGCAAACAUUGGAACGGGAAGUCACCAAACUUAAAGUGGAGAAAACGGAAUUAAUUUCCGAGUUGGAAGCUGUCAAAUUUGAAAAGAAAAAUUUGCAGAUGCUGCUUGAAACGGAAACUGACGACAAAAAAAGACUUAUGGACCGCCUAAAUAAUUUUACAGUUAUAGAACAAAGUUUAAACAUGGAAAUUGACAGAUUGUUAAGACUUUCAGGAGAACAGAAACGAAAAAUUGCUGAAUUAGAAUCUGAUGUUAUAGCCAGUAAAGUUGUUUCCUCGAAUUUAAGAUCAAGCCUUGAUGUAGAAAACUUGCAGAAACAACGAUCUCAAAUACCUGAUUCAUCCGCUCAUACCAAAAAAAUAUCGGUUACAAAAAUUCACAAAAAAACUUGCAGGAAAGCUCUUUCAGGAUCAGCUAAACUGGAUUCGGUAGCGAAUGAAGCAAAAGAGAGCUUAGAUCAGAUCAAACCUUCACCUCCUGGCUUGCAGUACGAUCCUAAAAUGGGAUCAAAGUGUUGUUGCGAAGUUGGCGGUUGUAUUAAAUGGAUGAGGGAGCUGCUCGAGAAAGAUAUGGCUUUGAGACAAGAACAGGCUUCCCAGCAAAUUGAAUCUUUACGAAAAGAAAAAGAAUUUUAUUUAAAGGAAUACCACAAAUUAUUAGAACAUAAUAAGUCAACACCACAAUUUGAGAAAUCCAGUAAACAAGUUGAAGAGUUAAUGGAUAAAAUACGAGAAAAAGAACUGAUUAUUACUACUCUCCAAGAUGAUUUAAAAACUGCCACUACCGAAAGGUAUGCUUUGUCGUCCAGGCUUGAAGCUCAGAGUCGAGAAAUGACUGACAUUGAAGUAGAUAGAUACUGUACGAAGACUGCCUGCAAAAGAAGAGCGAGAGAAUUAGAUGUACACCGAGAAGAAGUUAAACACCUAGAGAAAGAAAACUCUGCACUUAAAGGCAGAAUACAAGCUCUUAACGAAUCUUCGGUUUUCAACGAAGAAAGAAUGAAAAGGGCUUUUCAAGAAAUGGAGGAACAUAUAACUAAACUCGAGAAUGAAAGAAGAGAUCUAGUUAUUAGCCAAAAUACUAAUCGGUCUAACAUAACGCAUCUUGAAGAUGAAUGUCAGAUCCUUAAAGAGAAAUUGAAAUUAGCACAAAACGAAGCUAAUACACAUAAAGCCAAUUAUGAACAGCUGAAAAUUCUCCAUGAUCAAUCGAAUCGAGCAUUGUCUGAUACACAGUCCCAGCUUCUCAGAGCCGAAACAGAAUUACAGAGUCUACAUUCCAAGAUGAAUCUAAGCCAUCGUGAAACGUCCGGUUAUGAAAGGGAUAUCGCUCGUCUACAAGGAGAUGUGGAAGUUAUGAAGAGUCAACUAAAUAAGAUCGAUAAAGAAAAGGACGAGUUAUUGAAUGUUGUGGACGAUAAAACUGAGCAAAUAGACAAACUAGAAAAUCAACUUAAAGAAAAACGACAUCAGAUCAGUGCUUUGGAAAUAGAAAAUAAAGAGAUUAAGAGAAGACUGAGCAAAGUCAGCGACGAUUCGUCUUCUAAUGAACUGCAGCUAAGGAAUUAUAAACAAGAAAUAAAUCUUCUGCAACAAGAUUUGGAUAAUGAAAGACGUUUGAAAGAAGCCGUUAUUCAAGAAAAUAGGCGUUUGCAAGAAGAUCUAGCCAGCGUCUCACUAGACUGCCGUGAUGCUAGAAAAGAGCUCGAUAUAGCCAAGAGGCAGGUGGAAGAUUUGAAAACUCAACUGCAACAUUAUGUCGCCGAAGUUAAACGGACGGAAGACCUCAUAUCUCACAAAGAAUUAGAGAGGACAGAAAUAUUGGAUCAGUUUAAGAGCUUAUCACAAGAAAACAACCUUUUGGAAAGCACAAAUCACACUUUAGAAAACGAAGCAUCACAAUCCCGAGUGCAGCUCUCUGUUGCUUUAGACCACGCGACAGAUUUAGAAAGACAUGUUGAAAAUCAAGAGGCUAUUAUCAAGAGUUACGAAAAACAGAUAUCGGAAUUAACUACUCAGGUAGCGAGUUUAGAAAUCCAACUAAAGCAAGGUUCCUCCAUGAGCGUUAGAACUACAACAGAACUAAAACAACUAAAGGACCUGUGUGUGAAACUCGAUCAUGAAAAGGACGAAUUAAAACGAACAUUGAGAGAUAGGGAAGAUGAAAAAUCGAGUAUUGAGCGACAGAUUGAUCUUCUCUCUAGGGAAAACAGGGAAUUGAAAAGGGCUUUGGAUAAAGAUCAAGACAAUCAAACUGGUUUGGAACGAUUAUUAAACGAAGCUAGACAGGAAGUUAUUGAGCAAAGAUUACUUAAUGAAGAAUUGCGAUCAGAAGUUGCAAAAUUGGAAAUAAACGUCAAGGAUCUCCAAGAAAAACUAAGAUCAACAACUCAAGAGGUGAAUCUAUACCAUGAGAAGGCUUUAGAAUAUAGUCAAGAAAAUAAGCAGUUAAGGAGGGAUAUCGCCAAUGAAAGAUUUAGUAGGGCCAGAGAAGAUGACAAUAAACGUUAUCCUUCACUGUAACGCAUGCUAUUUGAUUUUAUAUUGAUUUUAUAAUUGACAGCGCAAGUUAAAGCUUUUAACGAUAGUACUUGAAAUUACCAUUUCUAUACUUUCUAUGCUUAUCUAUUUUUUUUAUUUGUCUAUCUACAUCUUUGUUUUAACUCCUAGAACUUUUUAUAUUAUAAAUGAAUGCCGGUGAAACGAUCGCUUCCUAACGGUUCGUUAGUCGGAGGAGGUGAAACUUCUUCGCACCUGACAGAACCUCACUAUAAUUGCUGUUCACUUUGCUGCUAACUAUUGCACAUCACUCCAGUCAUCAGAGACCAGAUGCCACUGGACCUUUAAAAAUCAUAGAAUUAAGGGGAAUUUUGAUAAGAACGUCCAUUUUGGGACUUUAAAAAUAUGCAAAAAAGUUUUCAAUCACUACCCCCGACUUGCCCAUAAAACUCUCCCCCGUAUCUGUUUUUAUUUAUCAAGAAUCUGAACGCUAUAGAAAAAAAUGUUUCAAAUAAAAAAUGUAAUGGAGAUAAUUUUAAACAAAAUUUUUAUUAGGUAGCACUUUUUGUGUAGAAUGAACCGUUCUCUCAUAAACAACGCUUAGAGUGGCUGGUGAUUGUGAAAGGUAAAAAUUCGAUAUUUUUUUAAUCAAAGUGUGCUAUCGAUAAAAAUCAAAGGUGAAUAGUACAGCUUUCGUAUACAAUUUUUGUUUCAAUAUUUCAUGAGCUCUAAAACAUUUAAAACUCCUUUUUUUCAAUUGCAUAAGUACGUUUUUGAAUACUAUACAACUUCAGCUACAAAUUCCAUCCAAUGCCGCCUUCAUGAAAACCGUUUCCUUGACGCGGCAUUGUUUGUAAAGUUAAAGUUUAAAUUCAUCGUUCUUUUAGGCAUAGGUCAAAUGCCUCAUAUUUGUUGCCAAUCGAAAUUUCAGCUUAUAGAUUUUGUAGAUUAGGUUCUAUUAAUUAAAAUUUUACAGCGAUCGAUUAAUGGAAGUGAUAAAUUUUAUUGAUCUUAUGAGAUUCGUUAAACAUUGAAUACGAAAGUUGCGCUUUACCUUUAAAAUGUAUUUUGAUUUUUGUCGAUAUAACACUCUUAUCAAAAGAUAUCGAAUUUUUACCGUCGAUUUGAUACAAAUGUUAUUUAAAAAAAUUAUUUCGCGCGCGUAACUCUCAAUUGAAAUCGCCGGUCGCUUGAAUCGUUGCUUCUAAGAGAAUGUUUCAUUCUAGAGAAAAAGUGCUAAUAAAUAUUUUUGUUCAAAAUUAUCUCAGCUCCAUUUCUUGAUCAAAACAUUUUUAUACGGUGUACAGAAUUUUGGUAAAUCGAUAUUCCCCCCCCCCAUAUUAGGGGUGGCAUUUUAGGGAGAAUCCCGGUAGUAGGAGGUGGCAAACUUUUUGAAGAACCAAAAUGCAUAUUCUCAGCAAAAUUCAAUAUGUAAGAAAUCUAAUCUCUGAUGACUGGACUAAGCAGUUGUUAACUUAUUUAUAAAUACUUUUCUAGUUCUAUGUUCAGUCAAUUAUUGGACAUUUUUAACAUUUGAUCUCAAUGAAGAUAGCCUCAAAUGAGUCUGAUAGAACUAAAUAUUGGUGUUUGGCAGUAUUGAAAUUUACAUAACAAAUAAAACAUAUGCAAUCAAAAGCAAUAAUAUAUUUAAAAAUUAAUAGUUUAGAAUUACC